AUGCGGGGCCGCACGCUGACGCUGUUGGCCCGCGAUGCGCUGAACGCGGGCAGCUCCAUGACCUUGGGCAGCAAGGGCAUGCGCCCCUCUCCAGAGGCACAUCGGCGACGAAUGCCGUGGACGGCGGCGAAGGAGUACGUGCCGGGCGUCGUCUUGAACAGCAAGGAAAAGCUCGUCUUGGAUGGGACGCAGCUGGUGGAGCUCGACCACAUCGAUCGCGCCUCGCAGGUGGACCCGCUUGAGGUACUGAAGGCCGCCGUGGCAACACGCGCCUACAACACGUCUACCGGCUUCAACAUCUUCCAGCUCGCCUCGCAGACGCGCUUCCACGGCCGUGGCCAGAAAUUCUUUCGCGAGGAGUGGCGGCAGGGCACUUAUGAGAAGUACGUUACUUUAGCCGCCAUCGAUUUUGAUCGAGAGGGCAGCAAAGGCACGGCGUACGGCUACAUCACAUUCCAUGGUGAGUCCACCACCCGACCUGUUGAGAUCAACUACGCCGACACACCUGGCUGGCAGAUGGAGUACGACGAAGCCGCCGCUGUCCCGUUUGACGCCGCCGUGCCACCGCCGCCGAGCAUCGGCACGGAAGUCCCGGUAGAUCCCUCCACGUACAGGCUGAAGGCAUACCCCUUUUACGAUGCGCCAAACCCGCCGGCGUUUGUAGAGCGGCUGCUCAAGGAUCGUGGCGUGCUGCCAGACCUGCCAAUGGACGCCUCGGCACCCGCAGAAAACGCGGCGGCCGCCUCCGCAGACGGCGCACUCGUGGACGGCUCGCAUCACUACGAGUCGAAAGGCAGCGUUUAA
Molecule: messenger RNA, 804 nt
Organism: Leishmania major strain Friedlin
Lineage: Eukaryota; Euglenozoa; Kinetoplastea; Trypanosomatida; Trypanosomatidae
Exons: 1
Coding region: 1-804 (267 amino acids)
Source: RefSeq, a predicted model, not a curated record